Mytilus trossulus (common blue mussel) is the source of this 1832-nucleotide messenger RNA. RefSeq lists its product as uncharacterized. The transcript has 5 exons. Gene Ontology annotation, biological process: DNA recombination; DNA replication; DNA repair. Gene Ontology annotation, molecular function: protein binding; DNA binding. Gene Ontology annotation, cellular component: nucleus. Lineage: Eukaryota; Metazoa; Mollusca; Bivalvia; Mytilida; Mytilidae. The coding region runs from base 37 to 1788 and encodes 583 amino acids. The record is from RefSeq and is a predicted model, not a curated record.
GAGAGGGAUACGUCUAUUCAAGUUUCCAACAGAAACAUGAGUACCAUAAAGAAAUAUGUUAAAGAGGAUGUGUCUUAUUCUGAAAGCUCAUCUGACGACGAGAAUCGAUUCAACAAAAAAGAGUUUAAUGAUAAAGAACUAUCGAAAAUUGCAAAACACUUACUAGAGGACUGGACGUUCAUUCUAAUGGAACUUGAUGUGACGCUUGAUGAAAUAAAACACAUCGAGAACUUACAUCCCCGAGAAAUGCGAAGACAAGCAUUGGAGGGUUUAACAAUGUGGCAUAAAAGAAGCUCAGCUCCAUUGACGGAUUUAUUAAAUGUUUUUAGAAACAACAAAAGACAAGACAUGAUAGAACUUAUUAAAGAAAUGCAAGACAGCACAAAAAAGACAGUUAGACGUAAAAGACGUUUACCUCGCAGCUUCUAUCGUCGUUCAACGAAAAAGAGAAGAACAAAUCAAAAACAGCAAAGUUCAACGUUUCUCAGCAUAUGCGAGGAAAAGAAAUCAGUAACAGAUACAGAUAUGAAUUUGCAAUCUGACAGUGAACCUUCUACUAGUUUUCAAAGACAGGCUGAUGAAGCAGAGGACGGAAGCAAAUUUGUUGAACGGAAAACCUCAGUUAAAAAGUUAAGAAUGACUACAAUGACGGUAGAGGUUCUCGAAAUGUCUCCAAUACAAAAUUAUGGCAACUUGAUCUGCAAACAAAGAAUAGGAAUACUAUUACAUAGCGACGCAUACUUGCAAAAUAUUAGGGCAUCUGCGUUUGGCAAACACGUUCACUAUAUCAAUCAAAACAUGAAACCUGGGAUGUUAUAUAACAUUUCUGGCUAUGAACUUAGAACAAGCGAGUAUGUAAGUUCAGAGCAGGAAUUGAUUCUGUCUCGAUCAACAACAAUAGAACAUGUUUCAAAAGAAGAACGAUUGGAAAAAACGAAAUAUCAUUCUCAUAAAAUAGCUGACAUGAAAGAUAAGACUAUCAUAAGGAAGCUACGAAUGGUUGGUCCUGUAAUAAUCACUUCAGUUGGCCCAGUACGCAAACCAAGCAAAAAGUAUUUAAAGGAAGUUAUGUUCAAAGAUAAAAGUGGAAAAAUUAAGAUGAACAUUUGGGGCUUUGGAAUAAACGACAUCCGAUUUUGGUACAAACCAGGACAAGUACUUAAACUUAAAAACGUGGAGGUAGGCAUGUUUAAGGUUUAUGACGGAGAUAAAUUUUAUUUGACAGCGGGAGAUUUUGCUACUUUUGAAAGGAAAUCAAGUGAGAAAAUGAAACCGCUUUUAGAAAAUGAAGAUGAAAGUUAUCUUAUCCCUGAGACGAUGAAUAUUAAAGAUGUUGUAAAUUUGGAAAGGAAAAAACAUUUAAUUUACAUAAGUUCAGUUAAAAUUGAAUCAUUUGCGAAAAAAAGUCACGUUGAAAUGAUUAUUAAGCACUGUGAAUAUGAAGAAAGCCAUGGGAAGCUUAAAGAAACUGACGACGGAUGGUACUGUGAGGAAUGUCAAAAGUGUCAGAAAGGGGAAGACAAGGUUCGAUUGAAAGCUGAAUUUGUGGACUCUCCGAUCAGCUCGGAUAAAAGUUUAUGGAUAAUACUGUUCGACAAAUCAGCUCAAACUAUACUUGGAAAUACAUAUGAAUCUUUUCGACAAUCGGAAGACGCUAAAGAGAGGAGAGCUAUCCUACGGAAAGUUGAAAAACGAGCUACAGUAUAUCGGCUCGAAAUUACCUUUAACCCUGAAUUUGAAUUCCAAAUCGCUACUAAAAUCGAAAUUAUACCGCAGUUAUCUUUCUAAAUAAGUUUUAAAAAACGAACAUACUAUACUUCCUGUCCAGAGUU